AUGUUCGUGGAUGCAGAUGGAACUUUCAACAACAGCAACAUGAAAUCCUAUGUGAUGGAGAAAGCGAAAGAGCCCGGUGCAACAAAUAUGAUUUCGGAGGCGCUCGUUGCACACUUGCUGAAGAUUGCGCAAGAGGCGGCGGAGGCAGUAUCCGCCACUUCGCAGUCUUCAACUCUGCUGAUGGAGAAUGGGACUCGGUGUGGGGAGCAAAUUCUGAACUACGACAAGGUGGAGAAGGUAUUUAUUGGAGGGAUUCUCACCAUGCUCACGCUGUUUACUAUCUGCGGGAACUUGCUGGUGGUGAUUUCGGUGUGCUUCGUGAAAAAGUUGCGGCAGCCGUCCAACUAUCUGAUAGUGUCUCUGGCGGUUGCCGACCUUUCAAUCGCGCUGGCAGUUAUGCCGUUUCUAAUUAAUCAAAUGCUUAUUUUGUUGUCCGUUUUGAGGUACCUGGGCAUAACCAAGCCUCUGACCUACCCUGUGAGACAGAAUGGCUGUUGCAUGGCCAAGAUGGUGGUGUCCGUGUGGCUUCUGUCCGCCUCCAUCACCUUGCCCCCCCUCUUCGGCUGGGCCCAGAAUGUAAACGACAACAAGGUGUGUCUGAUCAGCCAGGACUUUGGUUACACCAUCUACUCCACCUCAGUGGCGUUCUACAUCCCCGUAUCCGUCAUGCUCAUUAUGUACUACCGCAUCUACCGCGCCGCCAAGCUCAGCGCCGCCAAGCACACCAUCACGGGCUUCCCGCGGGUCGGGGAGGAGGAGGCGCGGGGGGGAGAGGAGGAAGCCAUGGAGGAACAGGAGGAGGACAGCGUGGACUGUGUGUCGGCCGCUCUGAGGCUCCACAGGGAGGUGGAGGAGUGCACGCGAUUCUCCCGGCUCGUGAGGAGCAACCGGAGGAACAUGUCCAUCUUCAAGCGGGAGCAGAAGGCAGCAGCCACCCUGGGGAUCGUGGUAGGGGCCUUCAGUGUCUGCUGGAUGCCUUUCUUCUUACUGUCCACGGCCAGACCCUUCAUCUGCAGGGCGGACUGCCCUAGCUGUGUGCCCUUGUGGGUGGAGAGGACCCUGUUGUGGCUGGGCUAUGCCAACUCCCUCCUCAACCCUUUCAUUUACGCCUUCUUCAACAGGGACCUGAGGACCACCUACAGCAACCUGCUGCGCUGUCGUUAUCGCAACAUCAACCGCAAGCUGUCCGCCGUCGGGAUGCAACAAGCCCUCAAACGGGUGGAUAAGACAGACUCUGUUAUCUAAAUGGUGUUAUUGUUGUGGUGUUGUGGGAGCUGCCACACUGAGCACUAGAGUCGACCACGUUCUCUCAAUGACAAUAGGUCAAUGUUAUCUGCCUGCCUGGUCCUCUACUUAAGAUCGUGCAUGUCCAGACACAGUCUAGACCUUAUUGGUCAGGUCUGAUUUAUGAAACAACUAAGAAUCUAUCCUUCCAUCUGAAUGUGAGUCCAUGGUCAUUGGCUUUGUGUCCGUGACGUUACGGUGCUUUUAUCCUGGGCAUUUCUCAGUUGUGCUGUGGUUGUGUAGCGUGGUUCGUUCUGCGUUGUGUACUUUUAAUUAGGACGCUGCCACAACUGGAGGUCUGCUGGUUGAAUUCUUUUUAUUUGCCCUGCACACGAAGAGACAGCACACAAUAUUUUAGCCCUUGGCACAGUUACAGCUCUCAGGCACCUUGCUAGCCGAAGGUCAGGCAAAAUGAAAUGACAGGUUCUGUGUGCACACAUUCAAUGCACAACAGCACUCAAUACAAUACAAGCAAAAUGAUACCGUACAUAAUUUGGACAAAGUAAAAGACAUACCUGCACAUGAAGAGACAACACACAUUAUGUUAACCCUUGGCGCGGUCCUAGCUCUCAGGCACCUGCGCAAGCACACGGACACUCACUCAAACACUGUCCCAAGUACUCACAAGUUACAAUAGAUACCCUAGUUAGCGAGCUUUGUGAAACUUGUUAACAUAAAUCUUUAUAUUAUCCACAUUGUAACAAACUUAUGGUAGCAUAACAGUAUAUUGUAUAACAUUAUGACGGUUUUAUAUUAAACAAUUUCGGAGCCAAGGACAACGUACCUUGCUAGCCGAAGGUCAGGCAAAGGAGAACAAUAAGGGGUAUGGAAAUACAGAUAACCCGCGAUGGACCAAACCAAAUUAUACAAAACUUUUACAAUCACAUGUCUGUACAAUAUUGAUAUGAAAAAGUGUUUGUACACCAAAGAAAAACAUUAGCUAUGCAGCUGUAAUUAAAUAACAAAAUACACUGAAUUAUUAUUAUUAUUAUCAAAUUAUUAACAUCCCCUCUUGACCUGGCCUAUUUGAAUUGGUCCUUGUUGCAUAAUCUGGUAAUUUGGUGCAUAAUCUAGGGGAACAACAUCACACGGCUACAUUUGAAUUGGUCCUUGUUGCAUAAUCUGGCAAUGUGGCGCAUAAUCUAGGGGAACAACAUCACUACAUUUGCACAAACACGAUGCCUCAGAACAAGCCAUGAUGCUUAGCUGUUUCUUGAUGGGGCAAUCUACAGCUGAUCCAUCCAUUUUGUUGUUGUUGACUAUAUUAACAAAAGUAUGUGGACACCCCUUCAAAUUAGUGGAUUUGGCUAUUUCAGCCACACCCGUUUCUGACAGGUGUAUCAAAUCUAGCCCAAGCCAAGCACUGUCCAUAGACGAGCAUUGUCAUUAAAAUGGCCUAACUGAAAAGCUCAGUGGCUUUCAAUGUGGCACCGUCAUAAGAUGCCACCUUUCCAACAAGCCAGUUCGUCCUGCAAGAGCUGCCCGUCAACUGUAAGUGCUGUUAUAGUGAAGUGGAAAUGUCUAGGAGCAACAACGGCUCAGCCGUGAAGUGGUAGGCCAC
Molecule: messenger RNA, 2845 nt
Organism: Oncorhynchus mykiss (rainbow trout)
Lineage: Eukaryota; Metazoa; Chordata; Actinopteri; Salmoniformes; Salmonidae
Source: RefSeq, a predicted model, not a curated record